CUGCACGCUAAGCUUGUCCGGCUGUGGCAUGCUGGCGCUGAGCGCCGCCCGCCGCCUGCUUCGCCCGCCCGGGGACCUGCUACAGCCGCUGAGGAUCGGCUGUGUUGAGGUGACCGGUGCCCGUGGUUGUGCGGCCGGUACGCCGAACCCAGUGGUGUACUUGGACGUAGGCGCCGAUAACCAGCCGCUGGGACGCGUCGUGUUGGAGCUGAAAGCUGAUGUGGUUCCAAAGACAGCAGAAAACUUCAGAGCUCUUUGUACUGGUGAAAAAGGAUUUGGGUAUAAAGGAUCCACUUUCCACAGAGUGAUUCCUUCAUUUAUGUGCCAGGGUGGUGACUUCACAAAUCAUAAUGGAACUGGUGGAAAAUCCAUUUAUGGCAGUAGAUUUCCAGAUGAAAAUUUCAUACUUAAGCAUGUAGGACCUGGUGUGCUUUCGAUGGCCAAUGCAGGACCCAAUACAAAUGGAUCUCAGUUCUUCAUUUGCACUGCAAAAACUGACUGGCUGGAUGGAAAACACGUUGUUUUUGGGCAUGUGAAGGAAGGAAUGGAUGUUGUGAAAAAAAUUGAGAGCUUUGGUUCCAAGACUGGAAAGACCUCCAAAAAGAUUGUCAUUACUGACUGUGGACAGUUGUCCUAGCCUUUUGCCCUACCAUUCAGGACAAUUUUAAUGCUGUGAAAAAUUAAUCAUAAAAAACCCCAAACAUUUCUGGUCCCAUGAGUAGCACCUAUGGAACUAUAUUUUCUAUUUAACUUGGUCCAACUUUUAUACUUAUUUUAACAAUGUUGAUUAAAAACAUAAACCAGUAACUGAAAUGUUCGGACUGAUCUACCUUGGUAGUCACACUGAUGUGGCAGAGUCCCAUGGCAUUCUGAAAGAAGUGGUAUAGUCAUCCAGAGCACAUUUGACUGCAGUGCUGAGGCUGUUCUUAGUGUUUGGAUGUUUCGGGUGUUAGUGGUGGAGUUUGCAACUAAGUGCUCUGUGAUGGGGGCUUCGGCAUAAAUUAAGAAAUACUUUGUUUCCUUUGGUACUAAUAACCACCUCUUCUGCAUCUUGUUUUGAAAAAAUAAUGCUAACAAGAGCUUUCAAGGUUGUCUGCAACAUGACUGUCAGGCAUUUUUUCCCCUAUUUUCUAUUUCAUCCAAUAGAAUUUAUGUGAAAUUGUGGGCUUUGAAAAAAUAAUUCUGCUUUAACUUUUGUUUGCUUUUUUGUUUCACUUUGGGGUUUUUUUGGUAGUUUCAGACCACUGUUUAAACUGUACUGUUGUGACACACUACCACAACUGUGCUUCAAUUGAGUGAUUUGAAGGGUUCAGUAAAUGGCUUUAGUUUGAGUUACCCUACUACUAGAGCUCUGCCUGGGCAGUAAGACCACAAAUCAGCCAAAAGAUCAUGGGAUGUUUUUAUUAUGCAACUGUGAAAUUACUUGAAGUUCAGUUCUGCUCUGAGAUCUGAUUUUUGUAAGGAAUGUAGCAGGUCUCAACAGCCUAUUUUUGCACCUUGAGGAUAUAGUGAGCUUGUUUGAGAAGAAGGUUUCAUUCUUUUUUUUGUCCUGUUGAUUCUGUGUAAUCAGCCCACAUUGGGUAUUACUUGAAUUAUACAUCAUCAUCGUAAGUCAAAAUUGGUCACCGUGAAAUCACGAGGCUUAACUGGUGCAGCAAAACCAUUAUUGUGGAGUUUGAUGCACAAGAAGGAAAUAAUUCAGCUGAUCAGGUAAACACAUUCAGUUUGUAUCAACCAGUACGUUUUAUGCGGAGUGCCUGAGCAGUAACGAAUGUUGGAACCUCACAACCUUUAGAAUCACUAAAGCUGUAAAAUAUUAAAGCUUGUGGGAAAAAAACACUUGACUGAUUUUGUUCAGUAAUCUUGUGACUGAAAAGAAAGUGUGAUGGCUCUCUUCAGAUGUGAA
Molecule: messenger RNA, 1906 nt
Organism: Dryobates pubescens (Downy woodpecker)
Lineage: Eukaryota; Metazoa; Chordata; Aves; Piciformes; Picidae
Gene: PPIF
Product: peptidylprolyl isomerase F
Exons: 6
Coding region: 29-637 (202 amino acids)
Biological process (GO): regulation of mitochondrial membrane permeability involved in programmed necrotic cell death; protein folding; cellular response to hydrogen peroxide
Cellular component (GO): mitochondrion
Molecular function (GO): peptidyl-prolyl cis-trans isomerase activity
Source: RefSeq, a predicted model, not a curated record